Ictidomys tridecemlineatus (thirteen-lined ground squirrel) is the source of this 1681-nucleotide messenger RNA. The record is from RefSeq and is a predicted model, not a curated record. Lineage: Eukaryota; Metazoa; Chordata; Mammalia; Rodentia; Sciuridae.
AAGUCGAUUCUCCAUUGGCCCGUCCCCGGGUCACGUGCCUCCCCUCUUCCCCUGGGCUGGAAACCUGGGGAAACAAGUUAAGCUGAAGCCCGAAGCCAGAGCUGGGUCAGGUGGCAGCCCCAGCAGCCGCAGAGACCUCACCACUAUGGCCACCUGCCCAGAUGUGGAUAACAGCUGGGUGCUUGCUGGCUCAGAGAGCCUUCCUGUGGAGACUCUGGGCCCAGAACCCAGGGUGGACCCUGAGUCCGAGAGGGCCCUCCCGGCCCCUGGGAGCCCACCGAAGGCCGACGGUGACGGUGACGAGUCGCCUGUAGCUGAGGGUGGAGAAGGGACCCUGUUUGAGACGGAAAGUCCUCAGUGUGACCGCCUUCUGCCAGGGGAGCCUGAGGUCAAGGGUCCUCUGGGAGGCGGUGACUGUGAUGUGGAGCCUCCUGGCCCAGGAGACGCGGCAGUUCAGGAAGACCCGCAGGAGACUCCCGACACAAGCCCAGGACCAGACACACAGGACCUGGGCGACCAGGGCCCUCUGCAGAGCCUGUCCACGACCCCCAAAGCAGUUUGGGUCAGGGCGGAGGGCCGCUGCUCCAGCAGUGAGGACGACACGGAUGUGGACGUCGAGGGCCUGCGGAGGCGACGGGGCCGGAAGCCCAGCCCGCUCCGGCCCGGGACGCCGCUGGACGUGGAGGACCAGGCCAGGGGCGAGAGUGCGGGCGGGGAGCUGGGCCUCUCCCUCAACAUGUGCCUCCUGGGGGCCCUGGUCCUGCUGGGCCUGGGGAUCCUCCUCUUCUCUGGUGGCCUCUUAGAGUCGGACACUGGUGAGUGGGGGGAGCCCGACGUGUGCACGCCUGUUGUGUGGGGGGUGUUGUGUGGGGUGUUGGGAGGAGGGGGUGAGAGGCCAAGGGAUCAGCUGCAGGCCGCGGUGCCCGCUGACAGCACCCCCAGCCUGCAGCACAUGGGCCUUCUCCUGGACAAGCUGGCCAAGGAGAACCAGGACAUCCGCCUGCUACAGGCCCAGCUGCAGGCCCAGAAAGAAGAGCUGCAGAGCCUGCUGCAGCAGCCCAGGGGGCUGGAGGAGGAAAACGCCCGGCUCCGGGGGGCCCUGCAGCAGGGUGAGGCCUCCCAGCGGGCCUUGGAGUCGGAGCUGCAGCAGCUGAGGACGCGGCUCCAAGGGCUGGAGGGCAGCUGCAUCCGGGGCACAGACGGGCUGUGCCUCCCCUGGGGCAGAGAACCGCAGCCGGGCAAGGCCACCAAGGAGCGUGGCCACCGGGGGCAGGAGCCGGACCCUGGCUUCCUGGAGCAGAAGGAGCGGCUGGAGGCCGAGGCCCAGGCACUGCGGCAGGAGCUGCAGAGGCAGCGGCGGCUGCUGGGGUCUGUGCAGCAGGACCUGCAGCGGAGCCUGCAGGACGCCGGCCGAGGGGCCCCCGCUCACGCUGGCCUGGCCGAGCUGGGCCACCGGUUGGCCCAGACACUGCAGGGCCUGGAGAGCUGGGGCCAGGACCCUGUGGUCUCUGCCAACGUCUCCGAGGUCUGGCAUCAGAAACCCCAUUUCCAGAAUUCCAGGGAGUGGAGUGGAAAAGAAAAGUGGCGUGAUGGGCAGAGGGACCGGAAGGCUGAGCCCUGGAGACCUAGGAGAGAGGAAUCUGGCUGGGAGAGGAAGAAGAGCUGGGGGGACAAGGAGGAC